AUGCUGAUCAAAUAUCUCACCUCGCGCUGCUCACAGCGACGGGGACCACCUGUCCCUUCAUUGUCCAGACGUCUGCAAUCAUAUACAACACCCGGAACAGCAUCACUAAGUCGACUAGAACUCCAUCACCGGGUAGACCUGAGUCAAUUCCCUAGAAAAGUUGAACAACUCCGAGACAGACUAAAACGUCCUCUCUCCUACGCCGAAAAAGUUCUCUACAGUCAUCUAGACGACAGCUUCGACGAGCACAUCACCCGCGGAUCCUCGCAAUUGAAGCUCCGACCUCUGCGAAUUGCGUGUCAAGACGCGACAGCUCAAAUGGCUCUUAUACAAUUCAUGUCAGCCGGGCUAGAAUCCACGGCUGUGCCGACGACCGUGCAUUGUGAUCAUUUGAUUGUUAGUCGCGAUGGGGAAGCGGAAGAUCUGCCUCGUGCGCUGGAUGCUCAUCGCGAAGUAUACGAGUUCGUGGAGAGUGCGUGUCGGAAGUAUAAUAUGGGGUUUUGGAGGCCCGGGGCUGGUAUUAUUCAUCAGAUUGUUCUCGAGAAUUAUGCGUUUCCCGGGGGCAUGAUUGUUGGGACGGAUUCCCAUACGCCGAAUGCUGGUGGACUGGGUAUGGUGGCUAUUGGCGUUGGGGGCGCUGAUGCGGUGGAUGUUAUGGCUGGGUUGCCGUUUGAGAUGACCGCACCGAAGCUGCUGGGCGUGAGGUUGACGGGGUCACUUUCUGGCUGGGCAUCGCCGAAAGAUAUCAUCAAUACCGUGGCUGGCAGGAUCACCGUAAAAGGCGGUACUGGUUAUAUCAUUGAAUACUUUGGUCCUGGUGCGCAGACCCUCUCGGCUACUGGGAUGGCGACGGUUUGCAAUAUGGGUGCUGAAACGGGCGCCACAACGUCGAUCUUUCCAUAUGCGCCGCAGAUGUCGGACUAUCUGCGUUCAAAUAACCGUUCGGACAUGUCCUCUGCUGUAGAGAGCAUCUCGUCUGAGCUCUCGGCUGACCAGGGAGUGGAAUAUGACCAGGUCAUCGACAUUGACCUGUCCACGUUGGAGCCGUGUAUCAAUGGCCCUUUCACCCCUGAUCUAUCGACUCCUACGUCGAAAUUCGGUCUUGCAGUCCGAGAGAACGAAUGGCCCGAACAGCUCACUGCUGGUCUGAUCGGAUCCUGCACGAAUUCCUCCUUCGAGGACAUGAGCAAAGCGGCCAAUAUCGCUCAACAGGCGUUAAAUGCAGGGCUCAACCCAGCCAUGCCAUUGCUCAUCUCGCCAGGCAGUCUCCAAACCCGCGAUACUCUCCAGCAAGCGGGCAUCCUGCAGGUGUUUGAGAAGCUCGGAGCAACAAUGCUACCUAACGCAUGUGGUCCUUGCUGCGGGUCGUGGGAUAGAGCUGAUAUGCCCAAGGGGACCAAGAAUUCCAUCAUAACCUCCUAUAACCGCAACUUUCCCGGCCGUCUAGACUCAAACCCUGCAACCAAUGUCUUCCUCGCCUCUCCCGAAGUCGUCAUGGGCAAAGUCUUCUCAUCUAAUCUUUCCUUCAACCCUACCCUCGAUUCUUUGACUACCCCCUCAGGCAAGGAAUUUCACUUCUCUCCGCCAACAGGCGAAGCCCUCCCAUCCUCGGACUACCAAAACUCCGACGCAGCCUAUCAAUCCCCACCACUAGGAGACCGCAGCAAUCUCGAGAUCCAAAUCCAUCCCUCGUCACAGCGUCUACAAAAGCUCGCUCCAUUCGCCCCCUGGUCUGGAGAAGACUUCGAAAACUGUCUCAUCCUGAUCAAAACAGUCGGAAAGUGCACAACAGAUCACAUCACCCCCGCAGGGCCGUGGUUUCGCUAUCGCGGCCACCUAGAAAACAUCUCGAACAACACGCUCAUCGGCGCCGUCAAUGCGGAAACACAGAAGGUUAAUACCGUCCGAAACCAGCUCACAGGUCAAGACAAAGACGUCCCAGCCACGGCACGAUACUAUCAAUCAGAAUCGAUCCCCUGGGUUGUUGUCGCGGAUCAUAAUUACGGGGAGGGAUCGUCGCGGGAACAUGCGGCCCUGCAGCCCAGGUAUCUGGGUGGAGUAGCUAUUAUUGCGAAGAGCUUUGCGAGGAUCCAUGAGGCGAAUUUGAAGAAGCAGGGGAUGUUGGCGUUGAGCUUUGUGGAUGAGGGGGAUUAUGAGAGGAUUAGGGCUUCUGAUCGCGUGAGUAUUCUGGGUUUAAAGAGGUUGGAGCCGGAGAGGAAUUUAGUUCUCAGGGUCACUCCGAGGGAGGGUGAGGUGUGGGAGACGGAGGUGAGGCAUUCGUUUACGGAGGAGCAGAUUCGUUAUUUCAGGGCGGGGAGUGCGUUGAAUUUGAUAUCUGGGAGAAAGUGGCGUGAGUGA
Messenger RNA from Aspergillus melleus, 2358 nucleotides. RefSeq lists its product as uncharacterized. The record is from RefSeq and is a predicted model, not a curated record. NCBI's taxonomy places the organism in Eukaryota, Fungi, Ascomycota, Eurotiomycetes, Eurotiales, Aspergillaceae. Gene Ontology annotation, molecular function: 4 iron, 4 sulfur cluster binding; aconitate hydratase activity. The transcript is spliced from 3 exons. Gene Ontology annotation, biological process: tricarboxylic acid cycle. Gene Ontology annotation, cellular component: cytosol; mitochondrion. Bases 1 to 2358 code for a protein of 785 amino acids.